CACCAGAAUGGGAUGUAUGGGCUGCACCAGGACGUGCACCACUUCAACUCCUUCGACAGAGUGUGGAGCCUGCCCCGGCUGCUCAGCCAAGCGCAUGUCCGGACAGGGAUAAUUGGGAAGAAGCAUGUUGGGCCCGAGGCUGUCUACCCCUUUGACUUCGCCUACACCGAAGAAAACAGCUCGGUCUUGCAGGUUGGGAGGAACAUCACUCGGAUAAAAGCGCUCGUCCGGCAGUUCCUGCAGAGCCAGGAUGAGAGGCCUUUCUUCCUCUAUGUCGCCUUCCACGACCCCCACCGCUGUGGGCACUCCCAGCCCCAAUAUGGGGCCUUUUGUGAGAAAUUUGGCAAUGGAGAGACUGGCAUGGGCUGGAUCCCGGACUGGAAGCCACAGCUCUACCGCCCAGAGCAAGUGCAGGUCCCCCACUUUGUUCCAGACACUCCGGCUGCCCGGGCGGACCUGGCAGCCCAGUAUACCACCAUCGGGCGCAUGGACCAAGGGAUCGGGCUGGUCCUGGAGGAGCUGCGGCUUUGCUCCCACGGGCACCAGCCACUCCUCUCACCCUUCUCUUCUCCUCCAGAUCUGACGCCGACCAUUUUGGACUGGUUCUCCAUCCCCUACCCUUCUUACAGCCUCUUUGGCAUGAAGCGGGUGCAGCUCACUGGAAAGUCUCUCCUGCCAGCACUGGAGUCGGAGCAGCCCUGGGCCACCGCCUUCAGCAGCCAGAGCCACCACGAGGUGACCAUGUACUACCCCAUGCGAGCCAUCCAGCACCAGCAGUUCCGCCUCGUUCACAACCUCAACUACAAGAUGCCCUUCCCCAUUGACCAGGACUUUUACGUCUCGCCCACUUUCCAAGACCUGCUCAACCGCACCAGGGCCGGGCAGCCGACCCACUGGAACAAGACCCUGCACCAGUACUACUACAGGGACCGCUGGGAGCUCUUCGACUGUAGCCGUGACCCCACCGAGAGCCAGAACCUGGCCCUCGACCCCCGCUAUGCCGCCGUCUUCCAGCUGCUUCGUGCGCAGCUCUUGAAGUGGCAGUGGGACACGGGUGACCCCUGGGUGUGCGCCCCCGAUGCUGUCCUGGAAGAGAAACUGAGCCCCCAGUGCCGGCCGCUGCACAACGAGCUGUGA
This is a messenger RNA of Leptosomus discolor (cuckoo roller), 1137 nucleotides long. The record is from RefSeq and is a predicted model, not a curated record. Lineage: Eukaryota; Metazoa; Chordata; Aves; Leptosomiformes; Leptosomidae.